UGUUUUGCACAUCGUAGACUAAUUCUGUAUGCAAAUAUGGAGCGACUAAAAAGUGUAGUUCAUGGAUUAAUUUUCUUCCUCGCACUGACAACAUUUACGGUUGCCGCCUAUAAAAGAAAUCCCCUUAAAGAUCCACGCAUCUGUGGACGACCCGUGUGCCUCGAUACAAAUACAAAGUUCCGGUACAAUGUUGGCACGCUGUACAAAUUUGACUAUUCCAUGUACGUAAAGACCGCUCUGGUCGGUAGCGGUGAUAACAUUUCCGAGCUGUACAUAUCUUCCGUGGUAGAGAUGGAUUACUACGCACCCUGCCAGGGCAUACUGCGUCUGUUCUCGAUCGAAGUACGGGAUCGACCGGUGCAGGAGACAGAAGAGACAGAUUUUGAAUAUGGCGAAGAACCAACGGGCGAUGAUAGUAACACAUUGGAUCAGGAGGAAGCGGGCGGUGUCCAUCCAAAAAGUGAAACCAUCGCCGAAGAGCUAAUGCGUUUCGAGCUUCGUUUUGCUUUCCAUGAUGGUACGAUCAGUGAGAUAUGUCAUGAGGACGAUGAGCCAAUAUGGACGUUAAAUUUGAAGCGUGGAAUCCUGUCGAACCUGCAGAAUACGAUGCCAAGGUUCGAUAUUGAUUACGAAACGACGGAAACCGAUGUGUCCGGUAUUUGUGAUGUGAAGUACAGCACGAACGGUCGUAAUGGAACGAGUUUGUUGUUCCGUAAGACGAAGGAUAUCGUGUCGUGCAAGCGACGGUACAAAACUGUGUCUUUUAUACAAACGGUGGCGUAUGACUUCCGAUCGAAUUACGUUGCAUGGCCAAUUCUCAACUCUACAAGCUAUUGUGAUAUUUCGAUCGACCGUUCGAUCCAUAAAAGUGUUUCCUGCUACGAACGGCAUCAGCUGGAACCGUUUUCUAAUCGAUUGGCUGGCGCAGUAACCGAGACGUUCAGUAAGCUCGAGCUAGCCGAUGAAGAGGCGUACACGCAGGAAGGACAUCAGGAAGAAAUCGAUAUUCAGCGCCGUUCUUCAUUGCUGUACGAUCACACACCUUCCAUACGCGAUAACCACAACGAAAACAAAGCUGCCCGGGAAUUACUGCUGGAACUGUGUGCUCAAGGAUUUCCCAACAUUAAGCGCAACUUUCCGGAUGUGUUUCUUAAGUUUCUGACUGCAGCUCGUGCUAUUUCGCAUACCGCACUAGCUGAGCUGCUAAAGCGCUCAAAGUCUACCUGCGACAAUGGACCAAACCACAUUAUGGAAAGCUUGCCUUACAUCGACACUGCUGCGUCGGUUACGAUCAUGAAGGAUCUAAUCGUUAGUGGAGCGGUAAGUCAUCCACUGUCCAGCAAAUGGAUGGAUUCGUUUGCCUAUCUGACGCGCCCGAACGAAGAAGUGCUGGAGGUUAUGAUGGAGCUGAUCGAGUAUGGAAAGGAGUCCGGCAAUCAGACUUAUCUGCUGUCGGCAACCGCAGUCGUGCACACGUUUUGUAAAAUUAACUCAGACUGUGUAGAAAGUGAAGCGGUACAGUCGAUCGUACAGUCGCUGGAGGAAGAGCUGCUCGAAACGCUGCGGGAUGCAGGAUCAGAGCUGGAAAAUGAUCGACGCAAGUAUGAGCGGGUGAUUGUGCUGCUAAUGUCGCUCGGCAACAUGGGUGUGGUGAACAAGCGCUUUAACUACGAGCUGCGAACAAUUAUCGAAAGUGACCAAUAUCCGACGGCGGUCCGUGUCGAAGCGGUGAACGUAUUUCGACGUAGCGAUUGUACGCGUACGAAGGAUUAUUUCUUGAAGCUCUACUCAUCGUUCCAGUUGGAUGUGGAGGUGCGGAUAGCCGCCUACUUGCAAGCCAUGCGCUGUCCUGAUUAUCUGUCCGUGAAACUGAUCAAGCACGUACUGAAAACGGAGGAAGUUAAUCAAGUUGGUUCGUUUGUAUGGUCGCACCUGACUAAUCUCGCGAAAAGUGCGUCACCGGUGCGGGUCGAAGCGCAGGGCCUGCUGUCGGAAAAUGGUGAAAACUUUGGCAAGAAAUUUGGACGAGAUGUGCGCAUGUUUUCUCGCAACUACGAGCAGACACUGUUUUUCGAUGAGUACAACUUUGGCUUGACGGUUGAUAGUAAUGUUAUCUUCAGCACGGAAUCAUACCUACCGCGGACGGUUCGGUUAAAUCUAACCACCGAUGUGUUUGGAGAGUCGAUCAACUUUCUUGAGCUGAAUGUGCGAAUUGAGGGUUUGGAAGACUCGGUGCAUAAGCUGUUUGGUCCGAACGGAACGUACAGCGCUAAGAUGGUUAAUGAACAGCUGAUGAGGUACAUGAAACACUUGCGGCAGUACAUCCCGGCUAAAGUGUUGGAGCUAUUUGAGGAUGAUACGGUAGAGAAUGACGAUCUGGACGAUGGCGACAGUAUGGGGCGUGUAAAACGUGCUGUAACCGAACGUUUGCCAGCACUGAUCGCACGGAAAGUGCAGGACGAUGUAGAUCAGCUCGGGUACCAUUUUAAGAGUAAUUUCAACAAACCACGCUUUACGGUUGGCGUCAAGAUAUUUGGCAAUGAGCUGAGAUAUUACACUGAUGGGCUGGAACUGUUCACCAUAGCGAACCAGCGCAGAAUGUUGGGUGGUUUGUUUUCCGGAACGGAGCAAGCAUACACGAAAUCAUCCGUAUUUUUAGACACCUCGUACAAUGUGCCGCUCAGUUCGGGAUUACCCUUGUCGCUGAGUCUUGUCGGUGCGUCGUCGAUCGAUCUACGUAUGACGGGCAUUGUUAAAGCUUUUGAUUUUACCCGUUUUCUGGCCGACAUUGAGGGUCGCAUUAAGCCUAGUGUAACGAUAGACCUAACGGCCACGAUGAAAAGUGACCUUAUACAUGCCGGUACGGCGAUCAAGGUAAAGACCAAUCUGUACUCCAGCUCAGCCUGGGCUGCACAUCUAAAGAUUCGCGGAAAGGAUCAUGCUGUACUGCAGGUCAGCUUGCCACAGGAUCGUAACGAUAUCUUUAGCAUUCGGUCGGAGAUGUUUGUGAUGACGGAAAAGCGGGAAUUACGCCAAACUGGUAUUGAGCUUCGCUAUUCUAAUUCCACCUGUACCUGGCCUUUUAUCGAUCAGGCGAUCGGUUUGAAAAUGUGUGCCAACUACAGUCUGCCAGACGUAAGCAACAGCAAAGACAUCGAGGUACCGAGUCUUAUUUUGAGUGGACCAAUCAAUUUCGACGUUAGUCUGGAAAAGGCUGAUCUGACGGCGAAGAUGUUUGCCUUAAAGUACAGCUGGACGGAGCGACAAAAUCAAACCGUCGUCUCGGUACUGUUUGAAACGCCCAACUCACAAAUUCCACGAAUAUUCCGUGCAAAUGUUACACACGAACUGCAUCGCAAAACGGCUAGUUUGUCGUUUGUGAAUGGAAACAUCUCGCACAAAGCGCUCGCCGUAUACAUCAACAAUCCGGAUCAGCAUCGGUUGGAGGUGUCGUUAAAUGUGAACGAUCGUAAGUAUCUAGCGUACGGUAUGGGGUACAACAAGACGGAAACACGCAACGGAAGGAUGUACUAUCCGUCGUUCUAUCUGUCGGUAAACAACGAACGAAUCGCUGGCAUGAGCGGUCAGGUGCGGCAGAUGGAAAAGAACAAUGUCACCCAGUGGGAUUACACGAUCAUGUUCGAGACGAAGCGGGUUCGCGCGAAAACAAUCGGAUAUUUAUCGAUUUCGAACGACGCAACGUACAUGCUGCACAACUCAAUGGAAUAUCGGUUUUCAUCCAGCAAACCUCAGAGUUUGGUGAUCAAUGCGUUGGCAGAAGCGAUCAAAAAGGAUUUGAUGAUGUACCGCGGCAACUUUGACCUACGGUCUAGCGCUUAUCCGAAAUUUGACGUAGCGCUCAAUGCCACACUGCUGCAGGGUAUUGGCCGUUUCGAUUUUACCUUGCUGCACAACAAUGCACCGGACUUGAGGAAUGAAAAGCAUCUGACGACGGUAAAGAUCAUUUUCGCCAAUGAUAACCCGUACCGCAGCCAGCUGAUUCUGGCGGCUAAUAACCAGCAACCGGUAGAGAAUCCGGCUGGACGAACAAGCUUGUCGUUUGAAGUUACCAACAAACAAUCAAAGGUUGACGUGAAGGCAAUGAUUGUUCAUGAAAAUAUGCUGAAGAAAGGUGUAGAUCAUACGUUCCGGAUGCUGUUCCGAUAUGCCCCGGAUCGGGAUGUGGUUGGUGUGGUUUCGGUAUCCAUUCCACGGUCGCAGCUGUUUCGGUUCGAGAGCAUGUUCAACCUGACCGUGCCCGGCUUUCAUCCGUGCACGGGUUCCAUAAGAGUGAUGGAAAAAACUCAGAAAGAGCACAGUUUUGAUUUUAAAGGAAUAUGGUUUUCGGCACACGCACUAAACGUUAGCGGUUGGUACAAGGAUCGUAGCUCGAACGUGAAAAGCUACCAUCACGCAAAGCUGGCGGCACAAAUUGGACCGACAUUCAGGGAAGCCUACGGUGAGCUAAAAUACAUCCAGGAUGAGUAUGAUAAUCGCUUGAGCGUAAAGGCGAUGUAUGACAAGAAACCGUACGGAAUCAUACUGCAGCACACUCAGCAGGUCGAGAACGGAACCAAGACUUAUGCGCAGCUACAAUGGAAGGAUGAACAGUACUGGUUUUCGGCCCUUUUGAAAUCGGUACCCGUGAAACAGUUGGAUGUGGAGCUACAUAUUGACAAAGUCCGCGAUGUAAGUGUGUCCCUCCGAGGCUAUUCGACAGCAGCCAAACGGGAAAUCGGUGUAGAGUUCAAGUGGGAUGCGAACCGUGAUCCAACACAACGGAUUGCUCUAUCGGGAGAAUUAAAUACCCCGAAGGAUCGGGUUUACGAUGGACUAUUCUUACUGUCUUACCCGAACCGUACCUUUAGCGGCACGUUCGAUUCGAACCUGACCGAUCUAAGAUAUUUGGCAAAUGCGCGCAUUUCAUGGAACACUUCGGAGGCAAUUGUGAUUCAUCUGGAUGCCCGCAAGGAUGAUUACAUUGUUCCCAAAAUGGAGCUACUGUUCGAAUUGAAUUCUACCUUCCCCGAUUGGCCACAAAAUGUGCUGAACGGAACAUUUGUCUUACGGGACAAUAAGUUGAUUACGAACUUAAUUGCAAGCUGGGCUAAGGACAAUCAACUGGCGCUCGAACUGAUGGGUUAUUAUUUAUCGAACGAACAGAUAUUUGAUUGCGAACUGGACACUAAACUGAUUAGUACUAUACAACCCGUCCCAACGGUAAAGCUGCACUUGAAACACAAAUAUGUGGCCAACAAGUUCGAAACGAUAUGUUCGGUUAAGCAUCAACCAGCGAACCAACCGUCCCAGGUGCUGUCCGUCCAUUCGAACUGGCAGUACGAUGUGGAUAAGCAGUACACCAACAUUACAGGAUCACUGAAGUUGAUCAGUCCGUUCGAGAGCUACCGGACCGGUGCUCUGGUGACGAAGAUAUCUUUCAACGAAAACCGAGCCAUAACUGGAGCAGCCGAAGUACAGCUUGACGAUGAUCAGUACGAAAUGGUAGUGGAGGGACAUGUACGCAAUCUGGUCGAUUGUAUGCUAACGACCAAUAUUACCUCGUCGAACGUGAACUAUCGCAACAUAAAUGGACGUUUCGGUGUGAGCGAGAAGAACCGUCAUCUAGUGGCGGAGGUUAUUACACCCAAAACAGCGCUCGGCGUAGAGCUGCUUUACGCCGUCGUCUCAACGCAGAACUUUGACAUCAAAUUUCAGCUUGCCACGCCGCUAAAGGAGUUCGAAAAAGUGAUUUUGCGCGGUAAGCUUCAAUCGAACAAUAUUGAUUUCCGUGCCGGCAUGAAUAACAUGGUACUGGGUUGUACGGGUGUGUGGCGUAAGGCACAUUUGAAAGAUUUUGAGUACUCCUAUCGCAUCUACACGCCGCUGCAAAAGUUCGAGGAAAGUGCGUUGAUCGCCAAAGUGGUCAUCAACAGUGAUCGACCCGAGUACUUCGAUGUGGAACUGUCGGGCAAGUUUUCGGAGUACAAGCUAGGAUUGAAAGCGAUUUCCAAGCCGAAACCGAACCUGAUACUACAGCUGCUAUCGCAGACCGCUUCCUCGAUGGUCGAGGACAGCCUGUGGAGUGACGAAACUGCACUGGAGCUGGAUGAGGAAGAAGAGGAAGAGGAAGAGUACGUCGAUGAGGAGGAGGAACAGAAUUUGCUUAACUUGAUCGGUGACAUUGAGCUGUACACGAUUGUGCUACCGACGAUCGUGGGUACGCUGGAGCUGACGGAGAAGAAUUCACAGUAUCGAGCGAUCGGUAAGCUGAAGCUUCCACAAGGUGACAUCGAUAUUCGCGAUCGAUUCUAUCUGAAGGAUUUCCUGAACAUGCAAAAUAACUUGCGUCUCAAGACACCGUUCCCGGUAGCAAACCUGAUAACUUCGGACUUUGUGCUGAAAUACUCUUACGCUGCAACGGACAUAACAGUGGGCAUGAAUGUGAAGUUCAACAACCGUUCGGAAUGGGUCAAUACUGGAUUCCGUGUGAACUACAGGUACAAUUUGGAUGAGGCGGAGGUGCACAAACAUCAAGCACUGGUAGACCUGAUGACGCCGAUGAAAAAUUUGCAAAAAGUGUUCCUCAAUGGAUCACUGGAACUGGAGGAUCACAGCUAUAAGGGUAAUCUGACUGCUAAAACUAUGACUACUGAUGCAUCAUUGGCACUAUCGUUUGAAAGCGAAGACGAAUUCAUCGAUACAUACAUGAGUCUCUGGGUGCGUGCCCCGCUAAUGCCGUACUAUGCCUGCCGAGUGUUUUACAAGCAAGAUUUCUCCAACACCGAAAAUUUGAUGGAUCUGGGUUUCAUGGUCAACGACGGUGAUUUGUAUAGCAAUUUCCGCAUGGAUGGAAGCUGGUCGUUUGCGAAACCUCAUUACAUCAAAGGUGCCGGAAAGUAUCAAUCCAAUUUCUUACCCAUCAACCUUAUCAAUACCGACUUCUUAAUCACCCGAUCGCCGAUACCUAAAGCUUACUGUAAUGUUAAGUUCUACGACAAGAAAGGUGUAGUAGAGGAGGUACGAGUGAAAGCAGAACGGAACCGAGAAAUGUUCUCCAUUGAUCUUAGUGUACCGAUGGAGGAUUACAAGAAUUUAUCCAUCCAUGGAAGGCUGCAGCACCGCGAGGACAGCGAGUACGACGUAUCGGGACAGUUGUUCCGUAAUGAGCAUACUUUCCAGUUGGAUGGUAAAGCAACGAUCAUUGAUGACAUUCCCUACCGGGCGGAGCUACAUUUCCAACCGCUUACUGCGGAAGGAUCAAUAGGAGCAAUAAGGUAUCGGUGCGAUAGAAAUGCGAUCGUUACCAGCUUGAAUCUGGAAAUCGAAAAUGGAGCUAAGUUAGCCAGGUUGGAAGGUAACUUUAAACUGAAAGCAAUGUCCGAUUGGUUCGUGAGGAUGGGUCUGGAAUCGUCCGAACCAGGUGUGAAAGAUGUGAAAUUAAAUAUCGGAAUAACUCCGGAUGCGAACAAACAAACAGUGGGCAUGUUCAAGCUCCAUUCUCCUUGGGUCCAGUACGGUAUCGAUGAAGCAGAUAUCGAGAUGCUGUUCGAUGUGCAACCGAUAUCAGGUUCAGUGAUUGCACGAUACGCGAUCCGGAACGUAUCCGGUGAUGCUAGCUGCUUGUGGAACUGGGCACUAAAGUCAGACAUGAAGUUCGCACUGGAGAAUCGGGUGGUAAGAAAUGCGGUGGAACGUUACUUCCGUACCGGUGUACGGUAUGUAAGCCCGGAUCUAGAAAACAACCACAACUUUACUUUCGGUGGUGAUCUCAACUUGAACAACAUUUGGAUAUUCAGCGCUAACGCUUCAGUAGACUUUAUUUCCAUCCGUGAUGUGUCCGCUGUAAUGAAGGUGCUACUACCGAAACCGGUAGGUGAUGUGCACACGCUAGCGUUUGUUAUGAACGGAGAUUUACCGUUUAUGGAUAAGGUGAAAACGUUCAACAUGGAAACGUCGUACGAAACGGAUGAAAGUCGCAAACGUUACGCCUACCAGACGGAGUACAGCGGUAUCGGAGAUCAGCGGGUGCUGGUGCGAUUUGACUGGGGUCCGGAUAUUCGCAAAGAGAGAAUACAAACGACGAUGAACAUAUUCCGAAAUGGGGAUCAACGUGAGUUGAUGGCACGAUUGCGAGGACCGUGGUAUUUGGAGGACGCAUUUUCUGCUCAUGGAACAUUCAAUAUUGUCGACUUAUUAUAUCUCUUUAGUGGCAAUAUUUCGGUACCGGCAUCAACAAAGGUCGCCAGCGCUAAUGUAGCGUUCACCAAUCUAUCCAACAUGAAGGGUGAUGUUAAUUGUACCACGCCGUUCUUAAAUGUGUCCUGGAUACAUGGCCAACUAGAGUUUAUCGAAACGCCACUGGAAUCUAUACGUUAUUUGAAGGGAACGUGGCCUGAAUCGAGCGCUAUUUUUGAUGCAAAGGCAACCUAUCGGAACAAUAAUCUCGAUCGCGAACAGCAAGGCACUAUCAAGAUCGAAAUACCACUGCAAACUAGACAUUUUGCAGAGGUUAAGUAUGGGUUGGCGCAGCGUCCGUUGAUCACGAACGGGCAUGCAGAGAUUGACUAUAAUAGCGAAAAGGUGCUUAGUGGACAGUAUACUUCAAAGAUGGAAUCAAGAACCGGCUUUGAUAAGGAAACGAUAGACGUGACGUUGGAGAAUAAGCGCAUGCCUGUAGGAGUACAUUAUGUGCAUUCGUUAAGCACAUCAGAUCCAACCAUACGAUCGCUGGAUAUCAAGCGCGCCGAAAUAUUCCAGCUGCGUAAUCAAUCAAACUUCAAAAUAAGCGGUGAACUUCACGUGCUAAGCAAGGACCUGGGUAACGAGUAUCUCGUGAAAGCCAACCACUCGAACCGCACAGUAGUGUUGACGGCCAACUUUGAAGAGGACAAUGAUGUGAGCAGAAAGAAAUCAAAACUACAACUAUCGCCCACCGUUUGGAUUGCUUACGAUUUUAAGCUAACCAAUCGAUCCAGGGACGAUUUGGCGUCGCAAAACUUUACGCUGCAAAUAUCCUACCCGAAGCGUAACAUUUCAGCCGAUGGAUGGUAUUCUUAUACAAAGCAAGCAUUCGAUUCCGAUGUUACUUUCUCGUACAGUCCGAAUCGUACGGAAAAUGCUGAGGAGGAAGGUGAACUUCCAAAGGAACGAACAAUGCGGGGUGGUAUUGAAUGGCGUGAUUUGGACAACAGUACUACGAACGGGCAACACAUUCGUGUGUCCGUUGGACAUCCCAGUUUCCAGCAGGACGUUACGAUGAAUGCACAUUACGUAACAGAUCCGAAGCGUUGGUUCAGCUCGAAGAUGGAACUGCGCUACAAUGACGACAAUGAGCAUCUGGUGGCGAUGGGAUUCAAUUUGAACGAUUUGAAACCGGUUGUUGGGUACUGGAACUAUUCGUACCAUCUGUUUGGAAGGCAUGACGCAUCGGAUUUGGAUAUGGAUUCGAUCGGCUCGAUCGGUUUACGCCCCGGACUGUACGGUGUUAGUUCGAACUCGCAUUACAAACGUGCCUAUCUGUCACAAAUGCACGGCCAUAUGCUUGGCUCGUUAAACGUGCACCAGAAGGAGAUGCUUUAUGAGCGCAUUACUUCCCACAGUAAAUAUCGUCUGUGGACAAAGGCGGCCGGUGCGUAUCCGGUGUACCUAAUCAAUGGAACCCUGCUGGAUGGCACGGACGUUGAUGCUGUUGGCUUUUUCCACCUGGACGUAGACGACAGGUUGGUGCAGAUGAAGAUUAACAUGACACCGGACGGUUCGGAGAACGUGCAUAUGUACGGUAUUGUGCCGGACUCGCGCAGUGCGUAUUUCGAUUUCUGGCGCGAUUAUGAUAAUGCGCGCGAAGUCGACGUGACGUACUACCUGAAGAUGAACCAUUCGCGAUUAAUUACGGGCCAUCUGUUAUGGCGUCCUCAGAUCAAGUCGGAUGUACAGAGCUGGAUUAAGGGGUACGUUAAUCGGAUGCAGCAAGGAAUGCUGGAAUAUGCCGAGUUUUGGAUCAAGCAUGUAUAUCUAGAGUCAAGGGACACGACCUGGGGCAUUUACGAGGCCGCCUUACCCUAUGUAGAAGGACUGUUUGAGGAUGUGGCUGGUUUGGCCGUACUGCAGGAUGAUUUGGAAGAUUUGGAAAGCUUCCUGAACGCAUCGUAUGCGGCGGAUGAUUUUUACAUUCGUUCUGCUAUUAACUUUACCGUCACAGUGCUGGAUGAGCUAGCGAUUAGGAAUAAGAUAACGUCGUUGCCCAAGAUUCUGACCGAAUUGUGGCAUGUGAUGGGUGAAUCGGGACAAGCGUUUGGCAAAUCGAUCACCUGGUUGCUGGAGCAUGUGAAGCUGUCGUAUCAGAAGUUGAUCGAUAUUAUUGGUAAAAUUUUCCAAGGCGAUGGCACCCGAUACUUGACAGCCACACUGGAAAGCUCACUGGAACGAUAUGACAAGUUCGUAAAGGACAUACAUUUGCAGUUUAUAAAGCACAUUCAAGAUAUUUGGGACAAGACGAUCGUGAUGGCCACAUCGUUCUGGCAUCAGCUCCUGCAGAACAUAGAGCCUACGAUAAUUCGGCUAGCGCAUUACGGUGAAUCGUUGGGCUGGUAUGUGGGGAAUGAAAUAUUCACAUUUUUGUACAACAAAACCCAGGAGAUAGCAGACUCACCGUACUUUAAUACAGUCACAAACUUUACCCAAGACCUAGACAAUCUGUACAAGGAUCUGGUAACGGAGGACAUUAUAACGAACUUGAGCAAAUACUCAUCGAUAGUGCGCCGUUUCCUGUGGGAAAAGUACAUGAAAGUGGUACCGUUCGCAAGGGAGCUUCAUCACGUAAUGGAAGGUUUGAAGGAAGAGAUCAAAGAGCUGCGCAAGAUCGAGUUCGUGCAAUUCUUCCUACAGCGUUACGAAGAGACACAAGCCAAGCUGGAAUGGCUUGCCGAAGAGUUCCAGAUUAACAGGCGUCUAAAACAAACGUGGUUAAUCCUACGCAACAAGUUGACGCACAUAGCACAGACCGCUUUGCAGACGGAAAAUCAUUAUCGCGAAGCAAAGACCAAGUUCAUUUUUGAUCCCGACCAUGGAGUGAUUGAGCUGGAACAGAAACUUCCCAUGUCGUGGCAUGCAUUCAACGAAACGCCCAAAUUUGAGGAGAUACCAGAGUUUAAGUACAUCCACGACAUACAGGAUCUGUUUGCCGGCAGCAAUGUGACGGUCUGGACGUUGUGGAAUCAGGUAUGUGCCCAUGCAAGGCCUCAGAUGUGGUUGCCACCGUUUAAGAGUGUUGGAUUGCUGAUCGGUUCCCGACACUACAUGUCGUUCGAUAAGCGUUUCCUAUCGCUUGAACUGAACAACUCCAACAGGUGUCGGUAUCUGUUGGCACACGAUUACCACAACCGAACGUUAACGUUACUUUUGGAACCAUCGAUACAAAAGGAUGGACAACCUUCUCGACAGAUCACUCUCAUAACGGAGGAGGACAUACUGGCGAUCGAUGUGCUAAACAUUUCGGUGAAAAUCAACAACAAAGAAGCAACGGCAUUGCCCGCAAUGAUCGGCACCGAAACGAUAGUUUUCCAAGAAUCGGACCUGCUGUACGUUGAAUCGCGACGUGGCUUCCUGCUCGCUUGCAGCCUCCGGUACCACCUAUGUUGGUUGGAGUUGGACGGCUGGUACUUCGGCAAAAUGGCAGGUUUGCUUGGUACGAUGAACAACGAACCGUUUGACGAUCGGAUCACCUCGUCGAAUCGAUACAGCCAAACGGAUGAACAGUUUAUCGAUAGUUGGGCGCUACCGGAUUGCAGUACGCCAAUCACCACAACGAAUCACACCAGCAACUUUUACAGUGCUUCGAACGAGCUUAGCCAGCUGUGUGAUUCCUUCUUCCGCCAUAAGCUAUCGUACUUUGCGUCCUGUUUCCCGAUAGUCGAUGUGACGCCAUUUUACGAAAUGUGUAUGGAUUUGGGCAACAAUCUUGCGGCUCAUCGGGAUGAUAACUCUACCGAUCGGGGUGCGUGUACAGCCGCACUGGCAUACAUUCAGGCUUGUAUGCUCGAAGAUACGCUUUUGCGUGUGCCAGACAGUUGCAUCAGCUGCUUGCUAAUGAACGGAACUUACGUACCGGAAGGAUCCUUCGUUCCCUUACGGGACGAGGCAGUUCCAAAGGCGGCCGACAUUGUGUUCAUCAUCGAAGCGAAACCUUGCAACGAUCACUUUGUCCAGACCAAGAGUAUCAAUCUGCUGGUGGACGGCAUCUACCGCGAGUUGCAGGAUUCUAACAUACAGGACACACUGUUCGGUGUGGUAGCGUUUGGUGGUGCAGCACCUUUUGAUGGUGCGCACAGUGUUGUGGUUGGAAACAAUGUUUUUGAGCGGCACGAUCGAUUGCAACCGUUCUUCGAUCACAUCACAAUCGGUAACGGUACCAAUGAGGACAUUUUUGACGCCAUUAUCAAAGCCUCCAAACUUAUCUUCCGCCCUGGGGCAUCGAAAACGUUCAUCCUACUGCCGUGUUCGCGUUGUUUCGCUUCCCGGAUGAAGCUAGACUAUUCUUCGCUUGCCCAGCUGUUGGUUGAGAAUGACAUCAAGCUGCACAUCCUGGCAGACCAUGAACUAUCGUUCCAGAAAUCUCGCGUUUCACGACUCUUUUACGGUAUGGAUAGUGGUUUGGCUUACACGAAGAAGGAUGUUAAGGAGUUGAAGGGUGAUUCGGAUCUGAGGCGCCAGAUUCAGCUGCCCAAGGCAACGCUCGGCGAGUGUAUUGCACUAGCGCUGGAAACGGACGGGUCCAUCUUUGGCGGGCACAAGCUACGCCAGGAUCGGUCCAACUCGAACCACACGAAGAAGUUUAUCAAAGUGUUUGCGAAGCGUAUCGCUGCGUCGGCCAAACCGAACAGCUGCCAAACGUGUGAGUGUACCGGUCACAAUACGGGUGUGGCGUACAUGCAGUGCACGCCGUGCUAUUAUCCUUCACCGUUUUCGAUGGACGAUGACGAUAUGACGGACGAGAUGUUCCUAUCCGUGAUGCAGCCCGAUGGUGACUUUAUGUUCGAAGGUUCGGACGAGUAGUUUAUAACAGUUACAGUAAGGAUGAGAGAUGGGAAG
Molecule: messenger RNA, 13086 nt
Organism: Anopheles maculipalpis
Lineage: Eukaryota; Metazoa; Arthropoda; Insecta; Diptera; Culicidae
Gene: Apoltp
Exons: 21
Coding region: 37-13050 (4337 amino acids)
Biological process (GO): lipid transport
Molecular function (GO): lipid carrier activity
Source: RefSeq, a predicted model, not a curated record